Argiope bruennichi is the source of this 2920-nucleotide messenger RNA. RefSeq names its product transmembrane protein 68-like. Gene Ontology annotation, molecular function: acyltransferase activity. Bases 677 to 1660 code for a protein of 327 amino acids. The transcript has 9 exons. NCBI's taxonomy places the organism in Eukaryota, Metazoa, Arthropoda, Arachnida, Araneae, Araneidae. Gene Ontology annotation, cellular component: membrane. The record is from RefSeq and is a predicted model, not a curated record.
AAAAUUAAGUAUUUGUUUCGAAAAAGUAUUCAAUUAACAAUACAUUAUGAGCAAUUUCAAUAAAGCUUAGAAAUUUAAAGAAAAAGAUGGAAUGAAUUAUCAUAUUGUUAAAAAAAUCAGCUUUUUCCACAAAGAUAUUAGUUUUAUUUUAAAAUGAGAAUCUAAUAAAAUUAGGAUAUAAGCUUUAAAAAAGUUCCCUUCCCUCAAAAUAUUUAGAUCCCCCCCCCUCAACUGUGGUUUUUAUUUGUCUUAUCUACUUUAAGUAGUGUAAUUUGAGAAUAUUUUUUACUGAGCUCUUUGGAAGGGGAAAAAAUAAACCAUUUUUUUACUGGUAUUAAUCUUAUCUUUUUGCUGAAGAGCUGGUGAAAGAAAUUGAAGUGCUAAAAAUAGUAACUAAUAUUUGUCACUAGUGACCUGCAUUGGGAAUAUUUCAUCUUAAUUUCAGAUAAGAAUUCUUGAUAAUUCUUAUCCUAAAAUAAAAAAGAAAAUUAGUUUCAUAUAUAAAUUGAAAAGUACUGCUUGUAUCUGAUGCAUUUCAAGUUGUUAUGUUUUGUGGUGAAUUGAUUUCUUAAAGGAGAUAAGAUCGGAAGCAUGCUGUUACUAUGAGAAACUGUUGAGCUGCAUUGCCUUAUGAAAAUUUAAAUUUGUAUUUUUGAUGAUCUGCUGACAUCUAAUUAUGGCUGAAAAUUCUUACUUUUCGACUAUGUACAGUAAUGCAACUUAUGAUGUUGUUGGCAGAGAUCUACUGAACCUGUAUUUCCAAUAUCAGACAAUGAUAUGGGGAGUGACUCUACUUAUACCUGUUGUGGCAAUAUUUUUCCUGCCUUUAGUUAUGAUGGGCUUGGUGUACAUAUCUGCUUUAUAUUUAAAAGCUUAUAGGUACUACUAUAAAAUAAAUGGGUAUACUUUUACUCCUGAAUGCUGGAAACCAGCUAGGUAUAUGUUAGCAUGUCUUUGGGAUUUUCAGGCUCGCUUCUGGUAUGGCUAUGAAAUUCAAGGCCUGGAAAAUAUUCCAAGUGAAGGCCCAGCACUUGUUGUAUUUUAUCAUGGAGCAAUGCCAGUAGAUUGGUACUAUUUACUGUCCAAAUCUAUCUUAUACAAGAAAAGAUUAAUAUGUGCUGUUGGAGAUAGAUUCUUAUUUCAUCUUCCAGCAUUUGAUGCUUUGAUUGAUUGCUUCCAAGUUUAUCCUGGAACGAUUGAAACAUGUGCAAACAUUCUGAAGAAAGGCAAUCUCCUUGCUAUAGCACCAGGUGGUGUACGUGAAGCUCUAUUUGGAGACGAAACUUACCCUAUCAUCUGGGGCACAAGAAAGGGUUUUGCUAAAGUUGCCAUGGAAGCUAAAGUGCCAGUUAUUCCAGUUUUUACAGAAAACAUUAGAGAAGCAUUUUUCACGCCCACUUUUGGAAACAAAUGGCUACGCUCUUUGUAUGAAAAAACUCGCAUUCCUCUUGUUCCUAUCUAUGGUGGAUUUCCCACUAAACUGAAGACAUAUGUUGGAGAACCUAUUCCUUAUGAUCCUGCCAUAACACCAGAAGAAAUGGUAGAAAGGGUAUCUAGUAAAAUGGAAGAAAUGAUCAAAACCCAUCAAAAGUUACCUGGUAAUGUGACUCGCAGUAUCCUAGAGAGAUUCCAGUACCUCUUCAAAUCGAAGCAUUCCUAAAAGUUAGCCCAUCUAAACAGCAUUUCAUUUCAAGUCUGUAUUUGCAACUGUUCAUGAUCAUCAUCCACUUGCAAAAAUGCAUGAAUGUAUUUGCAUACAAUUCAGACAGUAUUUUUUCCCUCAAAUUGAAGUAUAUAUAUUUGUGAAAUUUUUUUAAACAGGAAAUUGCAUUUACUAAAGCUACUUCUAAUUCAACAUUUUAAAAAUAUUUCACAUGUAAUACUAUUUUUGCCCCUUAAUGAAUAGGAUGCAAUUAUUUUAUACAUUAAUCAGAUUGAUUCUUUUUAACGAGCUUUUCAGGAUUGUACAGCUUUUUAUAUUGUAUUUCAGGUUGUGAAUAUUCAGUACAUUAAAUAACAAUUUAAGUAAAUUUCAAAAGAAAAAGAAAUUAGUACAAAUUUUGAGAUGCCAUAUAACUUGGUGGAAAACUUUUGUGUAUUCUGUAAUUUAAAUAAUCGGUCUUUUCUCUCUUAACAUUUUAAAAAUUCUUAUAUUGAAUUUGUAAUUCCAACUAUCCUUAUAUAUAAUACAGAUUAGUUUUUUAGCACAGUAUAAAAUGUUUAGAAUUUUAGCUGUAUAUCGAAAAAAUAACCGAGUACUUAAUGAAAGGAUUUAAAGAUACUUUCCGAGAAUGUGUUAUUUUUAAUUUUAUACAGGGUAUCUAGAAAAAAAAUCAGUAUUACUAUAAUUAUAUGUGCUUCCAAUAUUUUUUUUUAUUUCUAUCGGUAGUGUAUUAAGCUUUGAUUAUUACCAAUGUACAGUCACACAAUUUUUUUUUUAUGUCAUUGUAUGUUAUCGCCUAAAAUAGAUUUUCUCCAUAUUGGUAAUUGAAGUGACAUCUGUCUUUUGGAAAGACGUAUAUUAAAUGUAAAUAUUAGCUCAAUUUUCAUCACUUAAAAAAAAAAUUUCAUAUGUUGUUAAAAAUUUUAACACCUUUUUUUUUUUUUUUUUUUUUUUUUAUUUCUAAGUGCUAAUAAAACAUAUUUCCUAAAGCAUUAAAAUCAGUUUUAAUCAUUCCAUAAAAUUUCCAUUGGUAUCAUGUUAAUUAAUCUUCAUUGAAAUUAAUAUUUUUAAUAAUAAAAAUAACUUAAAUAUUUUUGAAAUGAUAUGAGCUUAGAAUGCAACCAAACAAAAUUUAGACAUACUUGCAUAAGAGGAAAUUAGAAUUUGUGGCAACUGCACUACAAUUGUUUCUGUGAAAAAUUGAUCCUGAAAUGUGUGAUUUGUGUAUUCCUUAAUUUGAUUUUUUUUUUUUUUUUU